This is a messenger RNA of Exophiala mesophila, 2627 nucleotides long. RefSeq lists its product as uncharacterized. The record is from RefSeq and is a predicted model, not a curated record. Gene Ontology annotation, molecular function: magnesium ion transmembrane transporter activity. Gene Ontology annotation, biological process: magnesium ion transport. The coding region runs from base 396 to 2573 and encodes 725 amino acids. NCBI's taxonomy places the organism in Eukaryota, Fungi, Ascomycota, Eurotiomycetes, Chaetothyriales, Herpotrichiellaceae. Gene Ontology annotation, cellular component: membrane. The transcript has a single exon.
CUGCUCCAUCCAGACAACGUUAGACUCGUUAGCCCAAAGCCCAGCAAUGAUGGCGCCAACUUGGACGCAGUAGCGUGCAUAUUUCCUGCCCUCAAGAAUACGAAGUACCCCGGGUUCAAACGCGAGCCCUGCGACAGUCUUCACAUACAUCCUCCAAUUCCUCUAAUCCACACAUUCGCAUGGCUUAUGGGAGGUCUUCAAACCAUCCAGCAGCGUUGACUAUGUCCUAGGCAUACGAAGUGAGGCCCCCUGGUCUCUCUCUAUCUUUGGUCUAUCACCUCGUAGACCAACAUCUUUGGCAACAACCCGACCUUGUGUGACUUGCACCUGGUGCUUUGGUCCAUCCAUCAGUCGCUCGCCGCACCUUGUCCGACACUGCCGCCGCAACAGCCUCAAUGCGCAUUCCGCUCUCAGCUGUACUCGCAGCUCCCUCUUCGAUCGACCGACUGUAUCCGCUUCCACUGUUGGGCAAUGGACAUUCGCAGCCAGGAGAGGGUGACUCGCCCAUACGCGAGUGGUCGUCGUUCAUUGGCAUUAGCACAGCAAUUGUUGGGAACCUUCUCAUCUCUUUUGCCUUGAACACUCAAAGAUAUGCCCACAUACGGAUAGAGCGCGAACACAAAGCAGCCAGACAAGCCGCAAGGACGAAUGGCCCUACCACUGGUAAUUCCAGUGGCUACGGGACGCUGCCGCAGGGGGAAACCGCAGAAGCUCGGGUUCGUGCACGCCUUGGUUCUCGGCCAAUACGCGAUGGAAACGACGAAUCCUCCUUACGGCCUUCGUUACAAUCGGCCAACUCGAGACAUCACCAGGAGAAGGAGGACGACGAGGACGGGGGAAGAGAAUCCUAUCUCAAGUCUCCAUACUGGUGGCUGGGCCUCGUUCUGAUGAUUAUCGGCGAGGCCGGUAACUUUCUGGCUUACGGCUUCGCUCCGGCAUCAAUCGUGAGCCCAUUGGGCGUUGUUGCUCUCAUCUCAAACUGUAUGAUUGCUCCACUUAUGCUGAAGGAACGUUUUCGAAAGCGGGAUCUUGGUGGAGUCCUUGUUGCAAUCACCGGCGCGGUUGUCGUCGUUCUCUCCGCAAACACAAGCGAGGAAAAGUUUGGACCUGGCGAGUUGUGGCGAACUAUCAAGAGAUGGGAAUUUCUUUUGUAUGUCAUACUCACUUUCAUUGCCAUUGUGGCUCUUAUGUGGGCAAGUCCCAAGUACGGCCGGCGCACGAUCCUGGUUGAUCUCGGUCUAGUGGGCUUGUUUGGAGGAUAUACUGCUUUGUCGACAAAAGGUGUUGCUUCUCUUCUUUCUGCAUCUCUUUACAAGGCAUUUGCAUUUCCCAUCACUUAUUUUCUAAUCGCCGUCCUCGUCGUUUCUGCUCUGAUGCAGAUCCGCUAUCUCAACCGAGCCCUUCAGAUUUACGACUCCACUCAAGUCAUUCCGACUCAAUUUGUCCUCUUCACACUUUCCGUCAUUCUUGGUUCCGCCGUGCUAUACCGGGAUUUCGAACAUACCACAGGCGAUCAAGCAACAAAGUUUAUCAUCGGUUGUCUAUUUACUUUUUUUGGUGUCUACCUCAUCACUAGUCAACGAGAUGAAGACAAUGACGAAGACGCUGGUGAUGACGACGAUGAAGAUGAGGCCAUCCAUCUUAUUGAUGAGCAUGGCGAGGCUGUCGACGAAAGGACACCAUUAAAACACGAGAGUCGGCCAUCUACCUCUCAACUCACCAUUAGCCAACACGACGGUGGUGUAUCAGACGGGCUACAAACCCCUCGCCGCAACUCGAAUGCGUCGUCAUUAAUCCCUUCCAUUGCAGUAACACCCGCCGAGUCAUUCGAUCACCCCUUGGAACACAUGUUCCAACCUCCAAUCGAUGAGACAGAAAGCCAACUUCCACCACGUACACCUCAAAUCAGCCGCAUCCAAGCCGAAUCCGGCACGACACCUUUCUUCACCCCUUCAACCUCUUCACAAGGACUCCAACGCUCCAUGUCCACACCCGCCGAGAGCGAAACCCCAAGCAAACCCCCUCCUCCACAACGUCUAACCACAUCUCCCGGCCAUGCCACCCCCGACGUCCUCGUCGAAACAUCCGAUUUCUCACCUGAACCGAGCUUCCUGACACGAUCCGCACGAGGCUCCAUCUCACGCCUUCUACCUGGCCCCUUACUUCCACCCCUCUCAUCCUCUCUCAGCGCAUUAGUCGCCGACUCGCUCCUUCGCGGCGAAGGCUCCCCUCGAUCAGUUCGUGUCGCGUUACGCAGAGGUCGCUCUGCACGACAACAAUCUUGGCAAGAAGACCACCGUCGACGUAUGACCACUGUCGGCGACGACGAAAAUCCACUUCUUCCUCGCUCAUCAGAGGAUCUCAGCCGGUCACAGACUCGCGAUACGAUGCCUUUGCCUGCGGUGAGAGAUAUUAUCGAGGGGCAACCGGAUCAGGAAACCAGACAGACGCGAUUGCGUGCUCUCAGUGAGACGUUGUCGGGAAUGAUUGGGAGAGGGAAAGGGAAAAGGAGGGAUGUCGAUGCGGAUGAGGAGUCGAGUGGGACUCCGAGUCGGAAUCAAAGUACUUCUUGAGAAAGAUGUCACAAUUUUUUGAUGUGACCUGACCUGACCUGACCUGACCUGACC